Molecule: messenger RNA, 975 nt
Organism: Trichosurus vulpecula (common brushtail)
Lineage: Eukaryota; Metazoa; Chordata; Mammalia; Diprotodontia; Phalangeridae
Product: short-chain dehydrogenase/reductase family 16C member 6-like
Exons: 6
Coding region: 1-975 (324 amino acids)
Cellular component (GO): lipid droplet
Molecular function (GO): oxidoreductase activity, acting on the CH-OH group of donors, NAD or NADP as acceptor
Source: RefSeq, a predicted model, not a curated record
AUGGAAACCUCAAAAGAGAUAUGCACAUUUUUAGGGAAAUUCCUCUAUUACUUUGUAGAAUCUGUAAUCUCCCAUAUCAUUCCAAAACCUAAAAAGAAAGUUGCUGGUGAAAUUGUGCUAAUAACAGGAGCUGGAAGUGGCCUGGGAAGGUUAUUGGCCUUAAAAUUUGUCCGUCUUGGGGCGAUUGUAGUUCUCUGGGACAUUAAUCAAGAAGGCCUUGCUGAAACAUGCAGGUUAGCCAAAGAACACAGUUCUGCAAGAGUGCAUGCUUAUACAUGUGAUUGCAGCAAAAGACGUGAAAUCUACAAAGUUGCAGAACAGGUUAAAAAAGAAGUUGGUGACGUUACCAUCCUUAUCAACAAUGCUGGAGUAGUAACAGGAAAACCAUUCCUUGAGAUUUCAGAUGACCUUGUGGAAAAAUCUUUUCUCGUAAACGCCUUUGCUCAUAUCUGGACUUACAAAGCUUUCCUUCCUGCCAUGAUAGCUGGCAACCAUGGUCACCUGGUCUGCAUUUCAAGUGCAGCUGGACUAGUUGGUAUAAAUGGACUAGGGGAUUAUUGUGCAAGCAAAUUUGCAGCAUUUGGAUUUGCAGAAUCUAUUUAUUUAGAAUUGAGAAAACUAAAGAAACAUGGAGUUAAAACUACCAUUGUCUGCCCAUAUUUCAUCAAAACUGGAAUGUUUAGUGGUUGUUCAACCAAGUAUCCAGCCUUAUUACCUCUUCUGGAACCCGAAUAUAUAAGUGAUAAAAUUAUGAAUGCUAUCUUGGAGGAGCAGGUUUAUCUGAUAACCCCCAAAACAGCAUACUUCGCAGUGGUGUUGAAACAUAUGAUAUCUGCAAAAAUGACUCUGGCCCUUGGUGAUUUCCUUGGAAUUUACAAUUGUAUGGAUACUUUCCAAGGUAGAGUGGAGAGAGAUAAAGUCCAGACUGUAACAAAGAUAACACCAAUAACUGAAAAUCCAAAUGCAACAACAUAA